ACCACUGCGUACAAGACUGUAUGUCUUUGUAUUCUACGUUCGGGGAACGUAUAGAUCUCCAAGUGACUUUAACUCUUUUUCAGGAGGUAUGUUUUCCAAACAAAACGUUUUUUAUUUAUAUAUAAUUUUACAUUUAAUUCAAAAAUGGUUAAUAAAAAUUCUCCUAUCAUUGCAGGUUUGUUUCGGUUAUAGAAUUGUAUAGGUGUUUGAGAAAUAGGUAUGAACCACAAACAAAUUCUACUUCAAUUUUGUUUCAAAACUUGGUUAUGCCUUUUACUUGAUUAAAAUGACAAAACUAAAAAAAAAAAAUUUAGUGGAACCUCAUUAUUCCAGUAGUUGGGUUAAGUAUUUAAUAUUCAUAUAUCAUAUAUUUGGGUUUUCGAGUCCAAAAAAAUAUAAUCUAGCAUCAUUUAUACAAUUUAAUAGAGAAAAAUUUAUUUACGAUUUUCCAAUAUGGUGCAAGCAAAACCGCUUGAUAUAUGGAUCUUCGUUAGUCAACUAUAAUCUGGAUUUUGAGCUAUUUGGUUUGCUUCAUUCGGUUAAAUAGAAUCUGUUUUUUUUUUUUAGUUCAGCUCAGUUAAUUUGAAAUAAUAAUUUCUUCAACGUUUGGGUUUGAUAAGUUUGGAGGAAACCUUUGAACUAUAAUAGCUUCUCUUUUUAUUAACUUAGCAAAGUACAUAACUUGUCUAACAAAUUCCUUAUAUAAUAGAAUAUGAAAUCUAACUUAUAAAUUGAUGCUAACUUUCCUAAUAGUUAAAUGGAAAUAUGUUCUAGGUAAUCUCCUAAUUGUUGAUCAAAAAAAAAGAAGGUAAUCUCCUAAUCACCGAGAUAUCCUAAUAGGGUUACACAUUUGGUUUAGUUUAAGGUUGAUGAAUUUCAGUUCAAUUGUUUUUUCUCAGCCCAUAUCAAAUGACCAGAUUCCCUAUUGCUUACCAGAGAGAUUAGAGUCUGAUUUGCGUGAACCUUAACCUACACGAGACAAUCUAGGGUUUCAUAUUAACUUAGGGCUUCAAAAAAGUAGUUCGGGACUCGGGAGACUUUUAUAAGCUUUUUGAAGAAAUUGGUGAGAAGUCGAUACGUCGAUACGAUCUAUUAAAGUUUUUGUUUAACCGUGCACGGGCUAUGUGAGGUAAUUACAACCUUGUGUUUUGCAUGGAUAUGGAUACUUUGCUUCUUCCACAUAGUGAGUUUCUUCUGUUCCCCUUCUUGGAAACAAAGAACAACUGUAUCGGAUGCUUUCUUUAUUGUUUCUUGUUUCAGCCUGCAAGCCAGCUUCGAUGCCACGAAGUAGUAAUAUAAAGCAAGAUUUCUCUUUAGUUUUUUUAUUCAGAAACAGAGGAUCACACCUGAACGUCACCUUUUAAUUAGACAAAAGACUUUGUAAGAGAAUUUGCAGGUGUUUGUUUGUUUCCCAUUGCCAUUGCCAUUUUGACCAUGGCGCAAAAAUGUACUAUCGAUCAGAUUAAAGACGUCCUAUCUGGCCUGCAGUCUCAGUUAGAUGCCAUACAAGAAUCCAAGAGAGAUACCGUUCUUGACUUACAGUCUGAGCUAGAUGCCCCAACCCAAUCCAAGAAAGAUAAUGCUGUUGAAAAGAAUGAGGAACCGGUUGAAGAGAAGAGACCUCAAACAUCAUCUUGGUGGGGUCGGAUCAGAGAAGCAGUUAAAAAAGGUUUUAAAGUGAAGAAAGAGAGCUCAGCCUAUGCAAGUGACAGCGUCGAAGGCAGUCAAGGCGGAAGCAGAAAAAGCAAGAGAAACCCCCGCCAAGAUGAAAAAGAUGCAAACCUCCGCCAAGAUGAAAAAGAUGCAAACCUCGAGAUCUUGAAACUGCAAAUCGACAUUCGUCAGAUGAAGGCUGCGUUUGAGAAACUGGCUCAUUUCCAAAGCAAUAUUAGCAAGUCGUUGGAGAUUGAAGUGCCUUCAAAUAAACUAAGAGCAAUACUAUUGAAGACUGAUUCAGCCAAGUCCCGGGCUCGGGAUCUCAAGGAAAUCAGAAGAAAGGUUCUCAACUUGAAGAGUCAGAUCCCGUUGUUGCUCAAGAAACAAUCAUCCAUAGGUUUAAGCGUUACAGAUUCUCAAACCUUUGAGGAAAAUGGUCAGAUCAUUGAGACAGGGAGCGACAUAUUCUUGCCUGGCCUCCACGUUUCCGAUGAUUUCAAAGAUUCUUCAGCAUUUGAAGAAGUCGUGGACAAGUUUGAAGUACUUGAGUUCACAUACAUGCUAUGUUUGCUGUCCUUCGCCGUGUUCCCGGAGAACAAAGAGGUUGAAAAGACAAUGUUGAUGUACUGGUGGAUUGGAGAAGGUUACAUCAGGUACGAAGAUUCCGAAAACACAGUAACUAGAAUUCUUGAUGAAUUCUCAAGAAAAGGGUUGGUGGAGCCGGUCGAAGAUGAGAGGAAACUAAAACCAGGUGGUUAUAAGAUGGAUCCUCAUGUGCACGCUGCAGUUAUCUACCUAGCCAGCCAUAAGGGGCUAGGGCUAUUUGAUCUCUACUCCAAAAAAAAGAAGCUUAAGAUGCAAUCCUCAGAAAGUCAUAACGUGUGCCUAGUAAAACGUUCGUCGUUACAACCAGAGGCUAAAGCAUCUAAAAUGCCACUGAAAGAUUUGAACUCGGUUUUCAAUUCCUCGGAAAGGUACCCUGAUUUCACAUUCAAGUGGUUUCCGGAGAUGGAUUCACUCAAGGUGCUUUAUUUAGGAAGAUGGGAACGCACUGCAAAGCGUCACAUUGAAGUUGAGAGCACAGAGUUUCUCAAGGAUAUAAAGUCUCUCAAGAGUCUCAGGCUGGCAAGUUUUCAAGGGAUCUCGAGGAUCGAAAACCUCAAAAAACUCCCAUGCUCGCUUCCGAAGCUAGUGAUAUUGGAUCUAAGAGCAUGCUACAAUCUAGAGGGUCUUCCUGAAGACAUAGGCUCGCUUGAGAGUCUGAUAUACUUGGAUGUAUCAGAGUGCUAUAUGCUAGAUCGCAUGCCUCGAGAGAUUUCGCGUCUUAAGACACUACAAGUUCUUAAGGGCUUUGUGAUUAGCCAGUCGGAUAAUGAAAAAGAGUGUGCAGUUAAACACCUUGAGAAUCUAAGGAAGCUAAGCGUUACAGUAAACAAAUACCAAUUCAAGGUGGAGGAUUUCAUGGAGUCGUUGAAAGACCUCAAGCAACUGGAGAGUCUGAAAAUAGCAUGGGGAGCUCGGUUCCCGUAUGAAGAAGGAGGAGGAAAAAUGGAAGAAACAGAUGAAGCAAAGGGGAGUAAAGAAACAGCAAACGAGGAGAAUCCUCCAAAGGAAGAAAAAGAUGAGAAGAAGGGACAGACAAACGAAGAUAUUAAUGAAGAGAGCUUGAAGGCUGAUAAGGUCAUUGAGGGAGACAAUGGGAAUGCUGCUCAGGAGGAAGGAAAGAAGCAAGAUAAGGUAGAUGCAGAGAAAUCAAGAUCAGAAGAUGGUGUUAUAAAGGCGAGUACAUCGUCGGAAUCAACAAACACGAUCGAAAACAAGAAAACAGAUGACAAACAAAAAGAGAAAAGGGAGAAAGUUAAUCCAGAAGAAGGAAAGAAGAAAGAUGAGGUGAGCUCGAAACCAGACAUGGUUACUGAAGGAGAUGAGAAAGACACUGUAAAAAGCAAGCCAGAUGAUCACCAAAGUGGUGACAAACCAGAAGAGAAAAGAGAUGGGGAAGAGGAUAAAACGGAAGGAGAGAAGAAAGCAGAUAAGGUAGAUAAGAAGACAAGUCCACCACAAGAAUCCAAAGACACUGUCACGAGCAAGCCAGAUGAUCAUCAAAGAGGUGGCAAACAAGAAGAGAAAAGAGAUAAAAUAGAAGAAGCUAAUACCAAAGAUGAGGUGAAAGCAGAGAACUCGAAACUAGAUGAGAAGACAAGUCCACCACAAGAAUCCAAAGACACUGUAACGAGCAAGCCAGAUGAUCAUCAAAGAGGUGACAAACAAGAAGAGAAAAGAGACGAAGGAGAAAAGGAUAUAAUAGAAGAAGAAGGAAAGAAGAAAGAUGAGGUAAAAGCAGAGAUGUCAAAACCAGACAAGAAGACAAGUCCAGCAGAAGACACGAUCAAGAGCAAGGCAGAUGAUCACCAAGAAAACAGUAAAGAUGGAGAAAGGAUCAAGGCUGCUUUAAAGAAGCCUGAUGAUGAAGGAGAAGCAAAGACUCAAAAGUUAGACAAGAAGAAGCUUGGUAAGAAAGUAAGUUUUUCAGAAGAACCGAGAGCUCCCGUGCAGAAGAAGCAAGCUACCAAGGAAUCUGGACCAAGAAAAUCAAAACUGUUCACCAUCACGAGAACCGAAACCAAGAAACAUGGGAAAGGAAGGCAAGAAGAUUCGGGGAUAGGUACCUCUAAGCUUCCUUCUAGCUUGAAGAAGCUGGAGCUAGAAUGUUACCCUGAAAAGGAACCUCCGGUUUGGUUAAACCCCAAAACACUUGACAAACUUGAAAAGCUCUCAAUCAAAGGAGGAAACCUUAGCAGUUUCAGCGACCACCCUUCAAAUGCAGAAAACAAAUGCAGCGUUCAGAUCUUACGUUUGAAGUAUUUACAUGAAUUCAAGGCUGAGUGGAAAGAUUUGCACACACUGUUUCCACAACUGAAACUGUUGGAGAAAUUUAAAUGCCCGGAAGUUGCAUUCUGUCCCACAGAUGGUAAUGGAGUCUGGAGAUCACAGCCAUAGACAUCACCAAGUAUUUGCUAAUUUGAUAUAACAACUCCUUGUUUCAAUAAGGGGAAGAAUAGCCUUUGUAACUUCAUUAGAGCUUAUGUAUCUAUCUCUCCCACACUCUGAAUAAAUAAACAUUCCUACUUAUUUAA
Messenger RNA from Brassica rapa (field mustard), 4793 nucleotides. RefSeq lists its product as uncharacterized. The record is from RefSeq and is a predicted model, not a curated record. Lineage: Eukaryota; Viridiplantae; Streptophyta; Magnoliopsida; Brassicales; Brassicaceae. Gene Ontology annotation, biological process: defense response to other organism.